CUGGAAAGCGCAUCUCCGAGGCGUGGAGGAGAGGCGUGUCCCGGAUAUGGAGAAAAAAGGCACCCCGUCGUCGGGCGUCGCGGCUUGCCCCUUACCCCAGCCGCACCUCCUCUUCGCCUCUCCCCUUACUCCACCUUUCAACCCCUUCCCCCUCUGCCGCAUUCGACGCGCAGCCUCUCCCACAACAUGGCCACCCGUUACCUGUGGGGCUCCCCCUUCGCCCGUCGGUCGACCGUCGCCUCCGGCAUCCUGGCCAUCGUCUCUCUGACCCUGUACAAUGUGACGGUCCCCGAGGAGGACGAGCUUCUGGAGCGCAUGAGCCCGGACCUUCGCCAGCGGGCCUUCGACGCGACGCGCAUGCGCAAUGAGGACCCCUCCGAGACCCAGAGCUCCAAGUUCAUGUCCGUCCUACAGGACGCCGCUCAGCCCAACAGCGUGCCCGUGUGGCACCAGAAGCCCGACCCCAAGGACCAGGACAUCGGGCGGCUGUGAGCGCAAAAGCAGAGCACCUCUCGCAAUCACAUCGGCCCAGGGGUGCACGCCAUCCUCCCCCUCCGGUCUCCCUGCGGCGUAUAUGUGCGCCUGCUUCUCUGUGUGGUGCUCCAAUAGAGAAUAAAACGCCCCUUGGGGCCGGGGGAAUAAGAUA
Messenger RNA from Fonticula alba, 646 nucleotides. RefSeq lists its product as hypothetical. The transcript has 2 exons. NCBI's taxonomy places the organism in Eukaryota, Rotosphaerida, Fonticulaceae. The record is from RefSeq and is a predicted model, not a curated record. Bases 187 to 492 code for a protein of 101 amino acids.